This is a messenger RNA of Ectocarpus sp. CCAP 1310/34, 471 nucleotides long. NCBI's taxonomy places the organism in Eukaryota, Phaeophyceae, Ectocarpales, Ectocarpaceae. The record is from the annotation of a GenBank genome assembly.
CUGCUAUCUGCACAAGUGUACACAACGACCGUACGUACCAUGAAGCGCGCCAGAGAAGAAAGCAGCCCCUCGAUGGUUGGAAAGGAACAACCAGCACCGUCGGUGAAAGGGAAAGGCGAAAAGAGCUCAGGGGGAGAGAGUGCGGUGGAUGCCACAUCAAGCCCGCAGCAGUCCUCCAAGAAACCGGCGGUAGCAGCAGCAGCAACAACAACAGAGGUUAAAGAUGGCGAUAGGAAUGCUCCGGCGGCCAGCAGCAGCAGCAGCAGCUCAAGUCGUAGUGGUAGUAGUAGUAGCGCGACGGGAGCAGGAGCAGGCGGGGCGAAGGCUGGGGCUGGGCCGGGCAAGGGAGCGGCGGCGGCGGCGGCGGCGGCGGGGGAAGAGGAAGUAGCGCCCCCCCCGGACGUGGAAGGGAUUCCGAACGAGACCCUUUUCGUGGGAAACCUCAGCUACAGGCGAGCUUGGAGUACCUAG